UAUGUCGAUCCGGGCAAGGUCCUAAGCUCCGCGUUAUUGACCACAACCGUUCAACUAGCCGUGCACGUUCUUAUAUCAUCCACGACACUGUGUUCUAUCCUACACUAUUUGCCAUGGCCCUGCGGAAAUCAGAUGAUGAUCUCUUCUCCUCCUUGAUCUCCCACUACUUCCUCUACACUAAUACCACUCCUUGCCCUGUUCACCUCGAGCAGUUCCAAGUUUUAUCCGCCUAUAUUUGUGCCCUUCAAUUGUUUUACUUUACGCAGAAUCAACCAAGGACACCAGAGGGCGUGGUCUUCAGACAGUUCCAAAGACUGAAAAGACACUAUACUCUCGGCAGUCACUGGGACCCAGCGGCCCGGCACUUAUGCCCAACCAAACCAGCCCAAUUGGACCCAUCGCGUACCGUCUGGCUGGAACCGAUCUCGUUUCAACAACUCCGAAUACGGCCAGGUCGGAUUAGACGUCGUCGUCAGUUGCCCACAAGCAGUGUAGCAUCAUUCGCUUGGCCGAGGGAGCUUGUCAGGCAAAAAUCCUUGAGCAAGUUAGUUGCCCGGACUCGACCUUUCUCCCACUUUUAGGUCGAGACCACCAACCGGAAUUGUCCUCAUCCGAGAGUUCUGGUCAUCCCAAUAGCAAAGCCUGAUGACCCUCUUGAUUCAGUCACAUUUGUUUGCCGACCACCGGUGACCCUAUUAUGUAGAACUCACAACGUGUCAGGUUUCUUGUUACCUUAACCGGAAGAGGCAGUUAAGUAUCAUACCACUACUCCGCGGAAAACCAAUUUCAGAAAGGCGGUCAGCAUUCAACAUUCUCGCUUUACCUCAGCAAUAACACACCUACAAACGCUACCGAUCCCUCGAGGCCCAGUUUUCCAUU
Messenger RNA from Neurospora hispaniola, 879 nucleotides. RefSeq lists its product as uncharacterized. The transcript has 2 exons. The record is from RefSeq and is a predicted model, not a curated record. Lineage: Eukaryota; Fungi; Ascomycota; Sordariomycetes; Sordariales; Sordariaceae. The coding region runs from base 114 to 581 and encodes 155 amino acids.